This is a messenger RNA of Clupea harengus (Atlantic herring), 5214 nucleotides long. Its product is annotated as actin-binding LIM protein 3. The record is from RefSeq and is a predicted model, not a curated record. The transcript is spliced from 24 exons. Bases 792 to 2915 code for a protein of 707 amino acids. Gene Ontology annotation, cellular component: stress fiber; actin cytoskeleton. Gene Ontology annotation, molecular function: actin filament binding. Gene Ontology annotation, biological process: lamellipodium assembly; cytoskeleton organization; cilium assembly. Lineage: Eukaryota; Metazoa; Chordata; Actinopteri; Clupeiformes; Clupeidae.
GUGAAUACGUGCAUCCCUGUAGGCUAAUUAGUGUUGUUCUCCCGAACCAAAUAAACCCCGGCUGGUUACAACUCUGAAGUAUUGACGGGCAUCUGCCGAGAGGUAAAGCAAUGCAUCCUUUGUCCUAACACAGCGAGGAUUUCGGUCACCACGCCUGUGACGGUGUGAGUUUGAUCCAACACCAAUACCAUGGUUUGAUCGUGGCUGACGCUACAUGGCGCUCGUGGGCCGUAUCGCGGCAGCCAGUCCCUUAGCAGAGAGCCGCUCGAGCCCUCUCAGGUCAGAGGAGAAGCAUCGCGUCGCAGAUUGGAGCACAAGUGACGGCAUCUAACACAGCGCUGAAGUAGCCUCCGCCUCAUAUACCAUGCAACGGUGCUCUUUAGGAAGUAGGAUGCUCUUGCCUGCAAAUAGAACGUGACUGAACUACGGUGCACCACCAGUGCAAUCCGGAUUUAGUCAAAUCCUCAACGAACAGCAGUCUCAACAAGAGCAUUGUUGUAAUCGGCUUCUCCACACAGGGAACACCCAUAGCUCCAUUCAGAUUCCUGCUUUAUUCCUCACCUUGUCAGGAGAGGACAUCUUACAAGUCGGAACUGUGCACGGGGCUCAGCGCGCGUUCAGGAGUUAAGAGUUUAUGAGGGUUUAUUGCUGGCUUCUCAGAAUUGCCAGCAACUAUUAAUUGAACAGUUCAUUUUAAAUAUUAUGCUAAAGACGCUGACCAUGUGUUAUACGAGAACUGAAUAGUCGUUCCCCGGUGUAACUUCCAGUCGAAUUCAAGGAUUCAUUUCAUCAUGAGUACCAACGCAGGUCCUUACCAUCCCAGCUCCUACAGCAGCAGCAGCAGCGCCGGCGGCGGCAGCGGCAGAGGCCCUGGCUCCUCGGCCAUCCGCUGUCACCGCUGCAGGGAGGUCUGCAAGGGCGAGGUGGUGCGUGUCCAAAACGUCCAUUUCCACGUCAAGUGCUUCACGUGUCAAGUGUGCGGCUGUGACCUGGCGCGGUCCGGAUUCUUCCAGAAGAGUGGCGAGUACAUCUGCACGGAGGACUACCAGCGGCUGUACGGCACGCAGUGUGACAGCUGUGGACAGUUCAUCACAGGAGAGGUGGUCUCAGCCCUGGGCCGCACCUACCACCCCAAGUGCUUCGUCUGCAGCCAGUGCAGGAAGCCGUUCCCCAUUGGAGACAGAGUGACUUUCUGUGGGAAGAAGUGUGUCUGUCAGCAGUGCUCCCACACCCUCGUCAGCACCAAUGAACCUGUCAAGAUCCAUGGACCCAGCCAUUGUGCGGGGUGCAACGAGGAGAUCAAGCAGGGCCAGUCUCUGUUGGCCCUGGAGAAACAGUGGCACGUCAGCUGCUUCAAGUGUCAGACCUGCGGCACUGUGUUGACUGGGGAAUACAUCAGCAAGGAUGGGAUCCCAUACUGUGAGUCAGACUACCACGCCCAGUUUGGAAUCAAGUGUGAGACCUGCCACAGGUACAUCAGUGGACGAGUUCUAGAGGCAGGUGGAAAGCACUACCACCCCGCCUGUGCCCGCUGUGCCAGAUGCCAUAUGAUGUUUGCUGAGGGGGAGGAGAUGUAUCUGACAGGUUCAGAGGUUUGGCAUCCCACGUGUAAACAGUCAGCACGGAUGGAGAAAAAACUCAGACUAAGACGUACCUCUGAGGCAUCUAUUUCCCCUCCUGGAUCCAGCAUAGGCUCUCCGAGCCGGGUGAUCUGUGCCAAAGUGGAAAGCGAGAUCCUAAAUUAUAAAGAUCUGGCAGCUCUUCCUAAGAUUAAAGCUAUUUAUGAAGUGCAACAGCCCGAUCUCAUUCCUUAUGAGUCCUAUCACAGAUACUGCUCUGAUGACAGGCUAGAGCGCUACAGCUAUGGGGAGUCUCUGGGGACUCUCUCUCCUUAUUCUCAGGACAUCUACGACAGCAUGGACAUCCGGCACCGGCGUUCCUCCAGCCCCGGUUACAUCGACUCGCCCACCUACAGCCGACAGGGCAUGUCUCCCACAGUGCCCCGCUCCCCUCAGCUCUACUACCGCUCCGGCACUGAGAGUGGCAGGAGCUCUCCCUAUUACAGUCAGCUUGAUGCCAGAUCGAACACGCCCACCACGAACCAAGCACCCAAGCAUUUUCACGUGCCAGUUGAAGUCAGCAGAACAUGUAUGUUGAUGUCCCCUGGUGCAGCUACAGGGGAGACCAACAUCUACAGGAAACCUCCCAUCUAUAAGAGACAUGCCACGACUAGUAGAACCAGCGAUGACAUCCUCCAUUCAGCUCACCUCUCCUCAUCCUACUCUCCAGACCACUGCCAGCACUCAGAGUCUGAUGACUACCACUACACUGGCUCCCCUAGAGCCCCUCGAGCGCGGAGGUUCUCCUCAGGCGGGGAGGAGGAUGGAUGGAACCAGAGUCUGAACAGAAUCCAAGGCGGGAUUGGUCGGAUGAUUCUGAAAGAGGAGAUGAAAGCCAGGUCGGGCUCAUAUGAUAACGAUCCCUGGGGAAGCGCGCGCAACUCCCGCAGUGGAAGCAAGGAGGCGCUGCACAACGUCGGCUACAGCAACACCGUCAACGGCUCUCCAAGGUCUCACUACAGUGCAGAUAGUGACUCCUACAUCUCCAAGUCGGCCUCUUUGCCAGGGUACGGCAGGAAUGGCCUGAACAGGCCUCAGAGUGCUGACUAUUACCAGUACGACAGCAGCAAUGCUGUGAAUUGGGGAUGCAGAGACUACAAGAUAUAUCCGUAUGAAACUCUCAUAGUGACCAUGAGGGGGCGCAACCAGCUGCCCAGUGAUGUAGACAGGACAAUGUUAGAGCGCCAUCUGUCUCCCGAGGAGUUCUACCAAGUGUUCGGGAUGUCAGUGGCGGACUUUGAUCGACUGGCACUGUGGAAAAAAAAUGAGCUGAAGAAACACGUGCGUCUGUUCUGAGAGCUUACGCUCGCACUCCUCAGUCUCGCUCUGGACACGGUUGAGGGAAGGACCGUCAAAAUGGGCCUUGCCACACCAAACCCCUCUCGGUACCAGUACUCAGUACCAGCAUCAGAGUUUGACUGCUUGACACAGACACGGCCCAUGGCACUAUAGACCCCCAGAGGAGGUUCUGAGACACUUAGGGAAGCGCAGGGAGUUGGGGGAGAGGGGGGUGGUUGAGCUGCUGCUUGCUCCUUUUGAGCCACAUGCACUAAGAUGGAUAGACUUAGAGACUAUAGAAUUCACUGAAGAGGCCACAGAUGCUUUCAGUAUUUCUGGAUGUUUUGUGUGUGUGUGUGUGUCUGUGUGGUUGUGUGCACGUGUGUGUGUGUGUGUGUGUGUGGUUGUGUGCGCGUGUGUGCAUGCGUGUGUGUGUGUGUGUGUAUCACCCCACACUACACAGCAAGCUCAGUUGCAAGUUAAGAGUGAUUGAAAGUUGCCUUAAAAUUAUCACUGAGUGUUAGCUAAGAACACCAGCAGCUGUGGAAUCAGAAUGUUUAUAUCAGCUGAACAACUUCAGUGUGAUUGAGACUGCUUGGAGAUGAGGGAUGGAGCAAUGAGACAGUCCAUCAGCACUGUGUGACACGACAGGUUAACACAGGAGAGAGUGUUCUAUGAUGCUAUAUUUCACUUACAAGAGUUUAGUUUGAACUUAAUGAAUGGAUUGAUUGAUACAUUUACUGUGUUUGAAAAAGGAGUGAUUUUUUUUUUUGUUCAAUUGCAAACCAAAGUACUGGUAAAUCAAACAUAUUAAAAUGUUAUUUUCUGUUUACUUAUUCUUUGUUUGUCCAAGCCCUAAACUUAAUGUAUACAAUUUGAGUUAGUCAACUCACUGACACAUAUGGAUCCAAAGAAUGUGUUUUUGACAUAACUGCAUAAACAAAUAAAAUGGAACAAAAGGAAUGAUACAUUUUACAUUUCAGAAAGGUUGAAAUAAUGGUAACUACUUAUCCUUUUUGGAAGAGAAAUUAAGCAGUGGACAGGUAUGGAUAAUAAUUUUAAUAUCCUCCUAAUUGCAAAAGAGAACAACUCAUAUGGAGUACACAAGUUGUCUUAAUUAUUUACAAGAGUAAAAUUGCAAGUUUCAUUUAAAAAAAACUGCCAUAGGUAUAAAUGUGUGCUCUGCUUGGCACUAUUAUUUGUAGCAUUUCGAGAAACUGGCUAAAUUGAUCUGUAAUUUGAAAUUAUGUUUCUCUUCUCUUUUUGUAUCUUUCAGUGAAAAACAACUGAUUGGCUUAGCUUGUAAUGGCUUUGAGCAGACCGAAUUCUGAAACUGAGAUGAAACUAGAAAAGUACAGGAUGGGAGUUGUGAGGUUUGAGUGAAAUCUGUGGGAUUAUUUCAUUGAGACUGAAUGGAGUGAAUUCUGUGGGAUUAUUGCAUUGAGACUGAAUGGAGUGAAAUGUUUUGGAGGUUUGUGGAAAACACAUAAAAACCUAAAUUGUUCAAAAAGAGUAACUAGUAUGUGAGAUGAACAGUAUGUAAAACCAAGUCAUUUUAGUUGUGCUGAACACUGGUGCAUUUUUCAGCACAGUGAAUGAACAACUGACUAAAUGCCUGAAAUGACACUGUAGUGUUCGGUGCUACAGACGUAGAUUAUACCCUGAGAAAGUCUAUCUAGUCUAUCUUUGGUUAAUGAAAUGUAGAAUAUAGGGACAGGCUUAGUGCAGAUCUCUUUCCUUUACAGGGGUUGUGUCAGUGUGGUUGCAAUGGGACGUUGUGGAAUAAGUAUCAUUUUGCCAAGCAUACACUUCGAGCAAUGUCAUUUAGGGUGCAGAGCAAAUUCAAUGUCAAUUUUGAAUUUUGUCUGUGCAAUAAUAAUGGAUUUUUUCUUUGUUUGUUUUCAAGUAAUCACAUUGCACAUUAGCCAAGUUUUCGGAUAUGGUAAAGUCUUUAUUGUCUUUAUAUAACAAACAGAAAAGGCUUAAAGCUGUUCAGGAUUUCUAUCAUCUACAGUAUGAUUACUAACUGCCAUGUUUGUUUGUUUUUUUAUGGUAAAUCAUUGUAUUUCAUUCACAAGGCGCCCCCACAGCACUAAAACUUGCAGUGAAAUUGCUCACACCUUUUGUAGGUGAUAGCAUUGUUGAGGAGAGAUGCCAUGAACACAAAACAACUGUUAGAACAUUUUUAAACUGGUUUCAUUUUGUAACUGUACAACAAUCAGCUAAUAGUUAAUUUAAAAUCGGUAAGACAUCAGAACAAAUUGUGUACAUGUAUAUAUUUUAUUUAAAUAAAAUGUGUUUUCAUGUCUAAAAAUAA